This is a messenger RNA of Colletotrichum costaricense, 372 nucleotides long. RefSeq lists its product as uncharacterized. The transcript is spliced from 3 exons. Lineage: Eukaryota; Fungi; Ascomycota; Sordariomycetes; Glomerellales; Glomerellaceae. The coding region runs from base 1 to 372 and encodes 123 amino acids. The record is from RefSeq and is a predicted model, not a curated record.
AUGCCUAAGCCCACCACCGUCAAGAUCACCGUCUGGUACUGCGUAACACAACUGCUCCUCUGGCCCGCUCAACUGCAAGAUCGAUGCCUACUGUCCCUACUGCUACCACCAGAAGUGCUCUGGGUGCACGACAACGACGAUCAGGACUCCGGCUGGUCGAUAAACAAUGAGCCCUUUCUCGAUGGCACUCGCCAUAUCACGACCUGCCUGACAUGGCCAGGUCUCACACCCAUGACUGGCGCCUUGGACGACACGUCCUUCAACUUCACCGCCACCAGUCGUAAUGGCGACUACCACAGACAAGAAACCUUCAGACAGCAGGAAGGGGAAAAGGUGCCGCUACAAGGAACACGAGGACGAACAUACAUAUGA